Molecule: messenger RNA, 835 nt
Organism: Hibiscus syriacus
Lineage: Eukaryota; Viridiplantae; Streptophyta; Magnoliopsida; Malvales; Malvaceae
Product: transmembrane protein 18-like
Exons: 4
Coding region: 163-654 (163 amino acids)
Cellular component (GO): nuclear membrane
Source: RefSeq, a predicted model, not a curated record
GAACAACCGCAGCCAUUAUUUCUUCUUCGUUUAAAAUCUAGGGUAAUUCAAAUGACGAUUAUAUAAAGGCAACACUCCGCCAAUCUCAUCGUCAUUUACUCACUCUUUGAGCUUUUUAUGUUCUUUUUGAGACCUGAAUUUGUUUGAAAUAAAAGAAGUGAAAUGGAAGAUUUGAGAUCAGCUAUGGAAGAGCACAUGGAGUUAAUGGCGGAUCUCGUUCAGAAGCUAUCCUCGGAGCUCCGUUCAGGCAUACGACCCGCCUAUGAGAACUUUAUGGGGUUCUUCCAUGCAAUCAACUGGAAGGAACCUUGGUUAAUGUGCUUGCUUGGAUUCCAUGUUUUCUUACUGAUAGUAACAAUCUUAUCCAGGAAGAAUACUAACUUCCUGUUGUCUUUGUUCCUUCUGGCAUUGCUUGGUGUUUAUUUUGCCGAGUCGCUGAAUAAAUUCCUUGGUGGCAACUGGAAAGAAUUUGCAACACAAAACUAUUUUGAUCCAAGUGGACUUUUUUUGUCGGUAGUCUGGUCCGGUCCUCUUCUCAUUAUCGCAAUCAUCAUCUUGAUAAAUACUCUUUUUUCCAUGUGUUACCUAAUAGUUAGAUGGAAAAGGGCCGAGCUCAGACACCGUGCAAAGCUCGCUCGUAACAAGCAGGAUUGAAAUUGUCAGGUGCUGCAUUGCCGCCACUUUUAGUGUGAUGAGCUUGUGCAAUACAUGUUAGUCUCAUUUAGAAUGUUUUUUUCUUGUUUUCUAUUGCUUAUAUUUAAAGGUGUUCGUUUCAUAUGUUGAAUUGUACCCUUGCAUCUAGUUCUCUUGCUCUUUAUAUAUGUUGAAUUGUUCA